AUGGUCUGCAUUCCCAGAGUCUUAUACAGCUUAUCAACUGGGGACAAGACCAUUUCCUAUUAUGCUUGUUUUUCUCCACUACUUUUUGUCAUCUUCCUUGGAGCCACAGAAUUUUUUCUCCUGGGCAUCAUGUCCUGUGGUCACUAUGUGGCCAUCUGCAAACCCUUGCAUUAUGCAACUAUCGUGAGCAGCAAAGUUUGUGGACGGCUUGUUUGCUUUUGGAUAGUGGGGUUUUGGGUCAUGUUCCCACCACUUUGCCGGGGCUUAAACCUGGAAUUCUGUGACUAUAAUAUCAUUGAUCAUUUUCUCUGUGAUACUUCUCCCCUGCUGAAGAUCUCUUGUUCAGACACAUGGUUCAUAGAACAGAUGGCUGUUGUCCUUGCUGUGUUGACCAUCAUGACACUUCUGUGUGUAGUUAUGUCAUAUAUGCAUAUCAUCAAGACCAUCAUAGAGUUCCCGUCAGCCCAGCAAAGGAGGAAGUCCUUUUCUACCUACUCUUCUCACAUGAUUGUGUUUUUUGUCACCUACAGUGGUUGUAUUUUCAUCUAUAUCAAACCUCCAGCAAAGGAUGAAGUGGCAAUCAAUAAGUGUGUGUCAGUGCUUACUACUUCUGUUGACCCCAUGUUAAACCCAUUUAUUUAUACCCUGAGGAACAAGCAAGUGGAACAAGUUUUCACGGACUCAAUCAAGAGAACAUCAUUGAAGUAA
Molecule: messenger RNA, 708 nt
Organism: Equus caballus (horse)
Lineage: Eukaryota; Metazoa; Chordata; Mammalia; Perissodactyla; Equidae
Source: RefSeq, a predicted model, not a curated record